Danio rerio (zebrafish) is the source of this 4951-nucleotide messenger RNA. NCBI's taxonomy places the organism in Eukaryota, Metazoa, Chordata, Actinopteri, Cypriniformes, Danionidae. The record is from RefSeq and is a predicted model, not a curated record.
AGCGGCGCGUCUCUCCUACUCCAUUUUUGUGAGACGGGUGUAGGAGAGCACUCUCGGCGGGGAGACUGUCAGUCCACGCAGCGGAUACUGCACACCGAGCGACAAAGGCGAGCACCGGAGCCCGUUUUCUUUUCAUUUCUGCUAUAGGAAGAGUCUAGAAGUUUCAGCCCUCAGGGUUUUGACAUGGUAGAUUAUCACGCCGUUAAUAAUCAAGGCCAGUAUUCAGCGGGCGGGCCACCGACCUACAUGGAGCAAGAGAACGACUGGGACCGGGACCUGCUGCUGGACCCGGCCUGGGAGAAGCAGCAGAGGAAGACUUUCACGGCCUGGUGCAACUCUCACCUGAGGAAAGCGGGAACGCAGAUCGAAAACAUCGAGGAGGAUUUCAGAGAUGGACUCAAACUAAUGCUGCUCCUGGAGGUCAUUUCAGGGGAGAGGUUACCAAAACCUGAAAGAGGCAAGAUGAGAGUGCACAAGAUCAACAAUGUCAACAAAGCGCUGGACUUCAUCGCCAGCAAAGGAGUCAAACUGGUGUCCAUCGGUGCAGAAGAAAUUGUGGAUGGAAAUGCCAAGAUGACUUUGGGAAUGAUUUGGACCAUCAUCCUCCGCUUCGCCAUCCAGGACAUCUCAGUGGAAGAAACCUCCGCUAAAGAAGGCCUGUUGCUCUGGUGUCAGAGAAAGACGGCUCCUUACAAGAAUGUCAACGUCCAGAACUUCCAUAUCAGCUGGAAGGAUGGUCUUGCCUUCAAUGCUCUGAUCCACAGACACAGACCAGAGCUCAUCGAUUACGACAAGCUGAGAAAGGAUGACCCAGUGACCAAUCUGAACAAUGCUUUCGAAGUGGCAGAGCGAUACCUGGACAUCCCCAAGAUGUUGGAUGCUGAGGACAUUGUGAACACAGCACGUCCAGAUGAGAAGGCCAUAAUGACCUAUGUGUCCAGUUUCUACCAUGCCUUUUCUGGAGCCCAGAAGGCUGAGACGGCAGCCAAUCGUAUCUGCAAGGUUUUGGCAGUCAAUCAGGAAAACGAGCACCUGAUGGAGGACUAUGAGAAACUGGCCAGUGAUCUGUUGGAGUGGAUUCGUAGGACAAUCCCAUGGUUGGAAAACCGCGCUCCAGAGAAAACCAUGGCAGAAAUGCAGCAGAAACUGGAAGAUUUCCGCGAUUACCGUCGUGUUCACAAACCUCCCAAAGUUCAGGAGAAGUGUCAGCUAGAGAUCAACUUCAACACGCUGCAGACCAAACUCCGUUUGAGCAACCGACCGGCCUUCAUGCCAUCUGAAGGACGCAUGGUGUCGGAUAUUAAUGGUGCGUGGCACAAACUGGAAGGGGCAGAAAAAGGCUAUGAAGAGUGGCUCCUGAAUGAGAUCCGUCGCUUGGAGAGACUUGACCAUCUUGCAGAAAAGUUCCGUCAGAAAGCAGCCAUCCAUGAGGGCUGGACAGACGGUAAAGAGGCCAUGCUCACACAAAAGGACUAUGAAACCGCAUCCCUGUCUGAGAUUAAAGCUCUCCUGAAGAAACACGAGGCCUUCGAGAGCGACCUUGCCGCCCACCAGGACAGAGUGGAGCAGAUUGCCGCCAUCGCACAGGAGCUCAAUGAGCUGGACUACUACGACUCCCCGAGCGUAAAUGCACGCUGUCAGAAGAUCUGCGAGCAGUGGGAUGCUCUGGGCUCCCUCACACAGAACCGCAGAGAGUCUCUGGAGAGAACAGAGAAGCAGCUGGAGUCUAUCGAUGAGCUGUACCUGGAGUACGCCAAGAGAGCGGCACCAUUCAACAACUGGAUGGAGGGCGCCAUGGAGGACCUGCAGGACAUGUUCAUUGUGCACAACAUCGAUGAGAUUCAGGGUCUGAUAACAGCUCAUGAGCAGUUCAAAUCAACUCUUCCAGAGGCAAAUAAAGAGCGGGAAGCUAUCCAAGCCAUCCAGGCUGAAGUUCAGAAAAUUGCAAAUUACAACGGCAUCAAACUGGCUGGAAACAAUCCUUACACCACCAUCACCCCGCAGAGCAUUGACAAGAAGUGGGAGAAGGUGCAGCAACUGGUUCCACAGCGUGAUCAGGCACUACAGGAGGAACUCACCCGUCAGCAGUCCAAUGAUCAUCUCAGACGCCAGUUUGCCAACCAGGCCAACAUGAUCGGACCAUGGAUCCAAAAUAAGAUGGAGGAGAUUGGCCGGAUAUCCAUUGAGAUGAAUGGAACUCUAGAGGAUCAGCUGACCCACCUCAGCCAGUACGAGCAGAGCAUCAUCGAAUACAAGCCCAACAUCGACCAACUGGAGGGAGACCAUCAGCUCAUUCAGGAAGCACUUAUCUUUGACAACAAAUACACCGCUUACACUAUGGAGCAUCUUCGUGUUGGAUGGGAGCAGCUCCUCACUACAAUCGCCCGCACCAUUAACGAGAUUGAGAACCAGGUUCUGACCCGCGAUGCUAAAGGCAUUAGCCAGGAACAGCUUCACGAGUACCGCACAUCCUUCAAUCACUUCGACAAGGAUCACAGUGGUCUCCUGCAGUCUGAGGAGUUCAAGGCUUGCUUGAUCAGUCUGGGUUACGACGUUGAAAAUGACAAGCAGAAGCGCACGGGGAUAAUGGACAGCGAUGAUUUCCGUGCUCUGCUCAUUUCCACUGGGAACAGCCUGGGUGAUGCUGAAUUCGCUCGUAUCAUGGGCAUUGUUGACCCCAAUAACAGUGGAGCAGUUACCUUCCAGGCCUUCAUCGACUUCAUGUCAAGGGAAACGACCGACACAGACACUGCAGACCAGGUCAUCGCCUCAUUUAAGAUCCUGGCUGGAGACAAGAACUACAUCACAGCCGAGGAGCUGAGGCGUGAGCUUCCUCCAGAUCAGGCAGAGUACUGCAUCGCCCGAAUGGCGCCGUACUCUGGGCCGGAUGCAGUGGCUGGCGCUCUUGACUACAUGUCCUUCUCCACCGCCCUGUACGGGGAGAGCGACCUCUAAGGGCCAACUCCAGAACUCCACAGCAGCUCUCUCUCUCCAACAUCAGUGCUGAUCUUCUCACAGACUAGAUAGAUGAGAGCGCCGGAUGGGAGUCGCAUCUGAUUUCUCUCAACCAUCCAGUCCUGAAAGAGAUCAGUGCUUCUGAGGAAGAGGAAGAUAUAUUUAAGAGUGUUGAAAAUGGGACUUCAUAGCACAUCUGAAGGGGGGGAGUGAUAGACGUUUGGGGAAAAGGGGGUUCAACCAUGGCAUUGUGGGAAGAGCGAAUAACUGUUGAUGAAGCUUGCCACGCAUUGAGGGAUUUCGGUGUAAAAACAUGUCAGUCUUGGAGAGCUUAAGAUGUAGGAUUGAAGGAAAGAGAGGUUUAAGAUGCAGGUUCUCAGUGUUGAGGGAAAAGAGAGGGGGGGAGGUUGUGUGUGUGUGUUUGUGUGGCUUUGGACUGUAGCCACAGCUCAGGUUCUUUAAGCUUCUUCCGUAUCAUAUGAUGCAUACCAUAAAAGGACUUGUUUCCCCAAACUUUCAAGUGAUUUCACACCAGCAGUAAUCUUGAUGUUAAUAAAAUUAGUAAAGAUCUUCAUUAAAUCUUACUUGUUUGUUCUCGGAUGGAGUUUGAAGAAUCAGUUUUGGCUUCAGUCUGUGCCUAGACACUUAACCUGCACCCUCUACCCUGGUGGGGAGGGCACAAGCUUUUUCCAGUUAACAGGCUAUUUUCUUUGUUUUAAUUUUGAUGUUUUCUUGCUAGAGUUGGUGGGGUGGGAGAUUUUGGUUUUGGGGUUGGCAUAUGUUAUUUGGCAUAGUUGUAUGUCGUAGGAAAAUGGACGGAAUGGCUCUACAAGUGAUAGGGAAUUUGUGACAUGCCCUCUUAACCCAUUUUGCUGGAUCAGUGGAACUCUUUGGAAAAAAAAUCUAACCUCAGCCUUUUCCUUCUUUCAUUUCUGUCCUCUCCAGCAAUUUCGAGUUAGCGGGAUUCUACGCUGUACAUACUUCUUUUCCAGUACACAGAACUGUUGGACUACGCAUGGCGGUCAUGCAGGGCUUCGGGUCGUAAGGUUUAAGAUAAAAACGAGCAGUUUCACCCCUGCGGAGUACUGUAGACAGGAUUGAGUAGCUACGGGUCUGUGUUUUAUUUGUGAGGGCUUGAAGAAUAAAGCUACAAAAAAAUAAAUACCCAGUCAGUUUUCUUUCCUUCUCCAAUCAACCGGCGUUCUCUUGUUGACUCCCUGACUUAUCCCUUAAGGAUUUCUUAAAUGUAACCAAUGUCCAUCUGGCAUCCAUCUCUAAUGGUUUCUCAGAUAUUACUGAAUGUCCAUGUAAGAGCUUCAGUGGGGAUGUGAGCAGCAUAGCCUUGUAGUGACCCCUCCACUUGAGCUACAUACACACAGCUGCUGAAUCAACAGUAGAAAAGAGGAUUUUAUAUAGUCAGACAGAAGUACUAAUGUGCCUGGUAGUCGCAGGUUGCUCUCUCUCCCACUCAUUUUUUUCUUUCCUUUUGUUGUACACUCGUUUUUUUGUUUUUUUUCCUCUUUCUACAGGGAGGGGCAGGGACCCAAUGUACAGCUCUGGAGGUUGAGGGGAAGGAGUGGGAGAGCUGAAGUCUUAAUGAACAUUCCAUUAUGUCUUAAUUAAAAUUAAAUUACUGUUUAACGAAUCUAUGCAAUCAUGUAUCCAGUACCAACCAUGCUCUGUAAUGAAUGGCGGGGGUGAUUUGCAAUCGAAAGUGUUGAAUUCAAGUGAGAACAAAAAAAUUAAGGGUAGACGGGGGAAUUGGGCUGGCAGGUGGGCUUCCGAAGAUUUGAACAGACUUGGACAAGAAGCCUGCUCUUACGUCUGCAAAGUUGAAUAAAAGCAUUUGGAAUUCUGAAUUUUUUUUCUUUUGUACUCUUUAAUAUCAAACGUUAUCUGCUGUACUGGAAAUUUGCUAAACUGCUUUCUGUCUAAGAUGAAAAGUGAAUUUCACAUGCACACAUAAAGUUUCCUUAUAAAAUAUUACCACUUUGAA